Naegleria gruberi is the source of this 2265-nucleotide messenger RNA. RefSeq lists its product as uncharacterized. Gene Ontology annotation, molecular function: ABC-type transporter activity; ATP hydrolysis activity; ATP binding. Gene Ontology annotation, cellular component: membrane. The coding region runs from base 1 to 2265 and encodes 754 amino acids. NCBI's taxonomy places the organism in Eukaryota, Heterolobosea, Eutetramitea, Acrasida, Naegleriidae. The record is from RefSeq and is a predicted model, not a curated record. The transcript has a single exon.
AUGUCUCUACAGCAUCAGCAGCAACAGAAAGAACAAGUACUGCAGUCAAAUGCAAAUAAUGGACAAAUUGUGGAUGUUAGUACAGGUAGUGAUGAUGAUAAUAAUGGAUUGGAAGAUGAAGGAAAAGGAGUGAAUUUGCAUCAUGUUCAUAACAUGUAUGGACAAGUUAAUAAUGAUGAAAAUAAUGGAGUAGUAACAACAACAAUUGAAAGGACAAUAGUAAUGGAUAAUGAUGAGGAUUCGGGUAGUAGAAUAGCACUGGAAUUGAAUGCCAUUCCACAGGAAGCUACACUGAAUGGAAAUGUAAAGACAACAACUUUGAAUGAUGUAAUUGUUAAAUCUACUUCACAGAUCAAGUUGGAAUUUCAUGAUGAUCCCCUAGUUGAGGAACAUGAGAGAUGUUUCAUGGAGUGGAGAAAUGUGUGCUAUCCAGUGGGAGGUAAUAAUUUAAUUGUGAGAAAUGUGAGUGGAUUUGUUGCUCCUGGAAAGAUUACAGCCAUUAUCGGUUCAGCGUUGAGUGGAAAAACAACUCUAUUGUCCAUUCUAUCACAAAGAGGAAAUUACAAGGAUUUUGGAGGAUUAAUUCUAAUUAAUGGAAAAGUUGUAAGGACAUGUAAGGAAGGACCAUGUGCUAAAAUCUCAUCAACUCAAUACAAAUCACUGAUAGCUCAUGUCCCAAAGCAUUUUACAGCCUCUCAUCCAUUUCUUACUGUGAGGGAGAUUUUGAAUUUCACAGUCAAACUGAAAUUGACCAGUGUUAAAAGUGCACUCACCAAAUGCAGAGAAGAACGAUUAGAAUACCUAUUGACCAAGUAUGAGCUGAAAGAAAAGGAGGAUGAAUUGUAUUCAAAACUAGGAGUAGCAGAGAAGAGAAGAUUGCACAUUGCUGUACAGAAUGUUCUCAAACAUAGAGUUUUGCUACUGGAAUAUCCAACUGAUGGUUUGGAAUUUGGAGAGGCAUCCAGAAUUAUUAGAAUUAUGAAAUCAAUUGCCAAGAUGGGAGUUGGUGUUGUUCUUACUUCACACAAACCAAGUUUAUUAGAAUUGGAAUUAUUCGACUACAUUUCAAUACUCAAUAGAGGUAAUCAAUUAUAUUUUGGUCCUCCUGGUGAAUUAAUUCAAUACUUUUCGAGAAUUGGUGUCAAACUUCACAACACCAACCAUAAUGAAGUGGGAUUCUUGUUCCAAGUCAUUUCUCUGCUUCAGGCAGAAUCAUUCCAUCCAAUGUACACCGACACUUAUGAUACAAAGGAAAAUACAGAGAGAUUUUCCAUAGAGUACGUAAGGCAAACAGAAGAGUUUUACAUUCCAAUGAAAAACAAGGAAGAAGCACCAUAUUUGACCAAUGACCUGACUCGUUUUCAUUUUGAACCUUAUUAUGCCAACUUUUUCUAUUCAGUAUUCUUUCUGAUGGCUAGAAAUUACUUGAGCCGAAUUAGGAAUUGGAAGGUUGAAUUUCUAAUUCCACUAUUGGAAAAAUUGGCUGUUUCAAUAUUUAUUGGACUGCUUUAUUUCCAAAUUGAUGAGGGAAAUAUGUCGCUGAGAGGAAAGAUUUUCACCUUUCUCAAUCUUAAUAUCUCCCUUACUUUUACUGCGAGCUUGAAGAAUCUUAUCAAUCAAAUACCAAUGUUAACUCAGGAGAGAAACAGCUCUAUCUACAGAACCAGUGUAUUUUUCAUUUCAAAAACCAUUGAGGAUUUGAUAGAAACUUCGAUUUUAUCUCUAUUAUUUGGUUGGAUUGUUUACUUUAUGACUAACUUGAGAUUGGAAUAUGACAGAGUAUUAACGUUUGGACUGAUUUUUGCAACCUACCAUUGGACUUGUGUCAGUUUUGCGCAAAUGCUGGUUUCUCUGAUUCCUGUCCCACCAUUGCUAAAUUUAAUUACACCAGUAAUUAAUAUCAUGUUCAUAUUAACGAGUGGGGUGUACGGUUUUCCGAACACUGAUUGGUUGUCGUGGUUUAAAUAUUUGAACUAUCUCUUUUAUGGUUUCAAAGCAAUGUCUCUCAAUGAAUUUGAUAUUCAAUUGGAAAUUCCAACAAAUACUACCUGGCCUGCUAAUUAUUAUACCAAUGGAACCUAUUUCCUCUACAAAAAUUAUGGAUAUUCAGAUCCUCAUUACAUGAUGUGGGUCUAUUUUGGAAUUCUCACUUCUUUUUGGAUUGUUUGUAAGAUUCUGAGCUAUGUUGGAUUAAGAUUAGUGUAUGGAAAGAAGAGUUAUAUUCGACUUGCCAAGAAACUACUACGUUCAUGGAAGAAUACUUGA